UCUUAUUCAAUUUUUCAAUAAAAUGUUUUUUAUGUAUAGGCACGUAGUUACGUAGAAAUAUUUCACGAACAAAUAACUAUAAUAUUAUGAUGUUCGAUAUAAUAGUAAAAUACGCCCCUAUUAUCAUGAAUUAAAGAAAAAAAAAUCGCUACAGAAAUAGACUAGGUAUAAAAUAUUAAAGAAAGUACUGUGUUGUAUUAUAUAUAGUCACUUAAACAACGGUUCACCCCGUAUACACCUCUCAUUAUUACACCUAGGUUUAUAUAUAUAUAUUAUGUACAGGUACACGAUUCAACGAUUGUGUACGUACAUACAUACACGGUUUGUGUUGCUAUGCGAACGCUAUAUUUAGGUAUAUAAGACACCUACCUACAACUACACUGCUACAAUAAGGCGCUUUGCGCGCGGGCGAACCGACGGAGACGGGUGGUCAUUGGUGGUGUGCGAUGCCUGCACUCGUAUUGUUGCACCCUGGACCACUGGUGCUCGGCACAUCGUCGUGACUCGUAAUAAUAAUAUAAUGCAAACCGCCACGCUGCGUCCGGACGUCCGGAUCGCCGCCGACCCGGUGUCCACUCCGGAGAAGUUUCGCUCCGGCCACUGUCACCUGGAGCUGACUCCCGUCUGGCAGUAUGUGAUCAAGAAGAACCGGUUCCCGGCCAACGUCGACCGACAGGAAGUGUUCGCCGAGUUGGCCGUCCGACUGCAGCAUCCCGAAUGGCAGGUGAGACUUCACGGUUCACGAGUGCUGGCUUACGUUGUACCAGCAGUCGGCCCACAACUGGAUGCGUUGAUGUCCCCAACAAUACUCCCGGCGGUCAUUACGAAUCUUGCACACUUUUCACCAGCCCUCAGAAGUAGCUCUAUGGAUGCGAUAUUAGUUUACGUACAACACUCCGCGGACCCCGAAUUCGUUCUCAAGUCCAUGAUCGUACAAGGAUUGGAUGUAUCUGGUGCCAAAUCAAGUCUCACCGUGAAUGUCAUGGAAUGCGUUCCAGUAGUACUUCAGCAAAUCGUUAAGAGAAAUGGAGAACGGCCUAUUGCCAUACCUACGUUUGUGCACCUUGUAACUGCCUUAUCCAACAAGAUGGUACAAGCGACAUUUCAACAAGCCGCGGUUUACUGUUUGGACAGAGUUAAAGAAAUUGUCGGAAGAAAUAAAUUUGAUCAUUAUCUUGAAACAUUUCAUCCUAUUAUUAAAAAGGAUUUUGAAGUUUUGUGUGAAGUGUAUAGAAUAUCUUCAUCGUCUGGUCGAGAUUCUUCAAUAUCGUCGUAUGACGAUGAAGACGAUGUAGAAACUCCAAAAACACCUAGAAGAGUAACGUUUGGCGGAGAGCUUAUUAAAAUUCGAAGUCCUGAUGUUUCUGAUGACCCUGAGGUAAUCAAGUCUACUGGUAUUCCAAUUCCAAUCAAGCCUGCAUUGAGCGUACCGAAACACCCCAAAGAUGAAGUGGAAAACAUGACAAUAAAAUUACCACUUUCACGACAAACCCAAUUUCGAAGUUCCGGUAAUUAUUUGUAUCAAAAACGAGUAAUCAAUCAAGUGAGGCCAAACACCUUACCACCCUUACGACAUUCAAAUUUCAAACAAUUUUCAAGUGCUCGUGUAGGUCCGUUAUUAGGCACAACUUUCAGAAGGAAAUUGGACGAUAGAAUAUCACUUAAUAAGGGAUUUUUUUCUCCACACGCUAUUCUUUGUACUGGAAGGACCAACGAUUCAUUUGAUAGAAAUUAUAAAAAUAUGAAGAUGGACAAAACAUUUAAAAAUUUUGAGUCUUCUAUGAGAACAACGUUUUCCAUGACCGUGGUACCGGAGACCAGCAGACAGGAACACAACAACAGAAAAAUAUCCGAUAUAGACUAUGACAUCCGUCGUACUCCCAUUCGUCGCGCGGAAUCGCCUGGCGGCGGAAUCAAAUCGUCAGACGAAGAAUAUGAUGCCCGGCGACAAACUCCGGCCAACCACACGCCGUCAAAUAUUCCGGUCGAAAACCCUGGUGGCAGCGCAAUAUUGGGAACUCGACUUGUCGACCCCGACGAUCGGCUUCUGCCACAACAGCAACAAGUGAUUAGCGAUCAGAAAAAAUCACCGACGCAGUCUGAAAUGAAUGAUUUCGAUACAGAUCUCGUCAAACCGGCCAGUGUUAAGCAGCAGUGUUCGACUGCAGGCGCAGAGGUUCAACCGCAAAACGAUAAAAAACCUGUGGCUGAAGUAAAACCUACGAAGUCUGUCGUGCAACCACCGGCGCCACCCGCAGCACCAACGGUCGAAAGGAGAAGGUCCGUCGGAAUGAACCUGAAAAAACGACCUAGUGAAAUUAGACCAAAUCUCACUCCGUUCAACGAACCUCAAAGAGCUCUACAUUUGGUUUCUACUCAGAUCAAUAGUCCGGAAUGGGAAGCGGCCGUCACGGGUCUACAGAAUAUUUCACGACUGUCCAUGUUCCACAGUAAAGAACUGCGUCCGGGUUCAUUGCAGCCAUUCGCUCGCAAUGUGGCUAAACAUAUUAAAUGUCUCCGAUCUCAGGUGGCGCGAGCCGCGUGUACGGCUGCACAGAAAAUGUUUACCUACGUACCGAAAUCAAUGGAACCGGACGUUGAAGAAAUCGCAUCGGCACUGUUUCCGCGUACAGCGGACACCAAUAAAUUUCUUCGGGUGCAGAGUGCAGAAGCUUUGAACGCAAUGGUCGACAACGUAAAUCCCGUAAAAUGCGUGCAUGUGAUCACAGCUAAAGGGAUAAAACAUGGAAAUCGAAUGGUCCGUGCUGAAGCGUGCCGUCUCUUAGCCAGAGUGGUCGAUAAACUCGGAGUCAGUGGAACUCUUCAUUUACCAACAGAUGCUAGAGAUGCAGUGAUAACUGCUGCCACUAGCAUGGUAUUCGACAAUACGCCUACUUCUCGUCAAGCCGCUCAACAUAUAUUAACUAGAUUGAGCGAAGAUCCGAGAGGUGCAGCAUUAAUAUCAUCAGCAGCUUCACCAAAUGUAAAAGCUACAUUAAAUAAAUCGUUGUCAAGAAUAUUUCUUAAAUGAAAUAUUUUUUUGAUCAACAAUUAUUGAUUUGUUAAAAUCAAG
Molecule: messenger RNA, 3073 nt
Organism: Metopolophium dirhodum (rose-grain aphid)
Lineage: Eukaryota; Metazoa; Arthropoda; Insecta; Hemiptera; Aphididae
Exons: 15
Coding region: 521-3031 (836 amino acids)
Biological process (GO): microtubule cytoskeleton organization
Cellular component (GO): cilium; cytoplasmic microtubule
Molecular function (GO): microtubule binding
Source: RefSeq, a predicted model, not a curated record